Molecule: messenger RNA, 693 nt
Organism: Cinclus cinclus
Lineage: Eukaryota; Metazoa; Chordata; Aves; Passeriformes; Cinclidae
Product: killer cell lectin-like receptor subfamily G member 1
Exons: 6
Coding region: 1-693 (230 amino acids)
Source: RefSeq, a predicted model, not a curated record
AUGGAAGAAGGUGUCAUGUAUGCUGAUCUGCGCUUUCCCCCCACUCCAGCUCCUCAGCAGCAAAUGCGCCUGCCCUGGUCCUGGGUAGCACUCAGCCUGGGUCUCCUCUCCCUGAUGCUUCUGCUGGCACAAAUCAUCCUUGUCAGCCUGAGUUUCCACUAUUUAAUGCAACAACAAACAAGCUGCACACACGGUCUCUGGAGUACAGAGGAGAGUCCCAGCUAUGGGAAACAGACACUGGAAGGACAAUGCCAGUUUUGCCCGGUUGGCUGGCUCUGGGAUGCGGGGCAGUGCUACUACUUCUCCUCUGCCAAAAAGAGCUGGGAGCAGAGCAGAGAGGACUGCUGUUCCAGAGGGGCACAGCUCGUCACCAUCCAAGCCAACACCACCUUGGCUUUCCUGGUGCGCACAGCUAACAUGGAUGCCUUUCAUGUGGGACUGAAGCAGGAUGGCAUCAGGUCUGACUGGAAGUGGCUGGAUGGCACCAUGAUGGAAGGGAUCUUCCCAAUCCAGCGCUACACCAGGUCUUUCCAGGCAUGUGGCAGGGUGUCAGGUUUGGGACUUUUAGGUGGUGCAUGCACGGAAGCCCUCAGAUGGAUCUGCAAGCAGAGGGCAACCACUCUGCAGUGGCUCCAGUCCUCACCUCCUGCCUUCCUCUGGGGAAACACCACCUACAGCUGUGUGAGGCCCUGA